CCAUAUUGCUAAUAAACAGCGUCCCACCGCUUACGACCAGCCAUUGUGGUUAUAAAUACAUGCACAUCAUUUAGCCUGUACGUAUCACUUACCAGCUCAUAUGAAUUAUGAUUAGUGAUUCGUUAUACGUAUUUACGUCUUUUAAGUUUUAACAUUGUUAUUAAUUGUUCUGUGUGCCUGUACGUGAUCGUGAAUCGCCUGAAUUCUUACUUGGUGAUUUUUUAUACUUUCGUCGUUCAAUUAUAAUAUUAUGACUAAUAAUAGCAAUAAUAAAAAGUAAGUGAAUGCUUAGAAUCGUUUUACUAAAGAAAUAAGUUAUCGUUUCUUUAAAAUUCAAUACACCCAUUAACAUUAUCUUGUCCAAGGACCGGAGGGACAAGGAAUGAACAUCCACCACCAUCAUCUCACUUACCAGCUUUUUAUUAUUUAUCCUGUACUAUUUCAGAUUACUUGGGUUGUUGGAAUUUUUCCAGAAUCUAAACAAUAUAGUGUAAUCCCAUCCAAUUGGCUCAUUGAAAAUAUGUACAGCAAUUCAGGUCCAAAUUUUUGCAAAUGGCCUCCGUUUGCAGUUACAAGUACUCAUUUGAAAGAAGGACAAAAUCCAUCUCCAAAUUGGGAAACACAUAGAAUCAACAUUUUAAACGGAAGUAAAGUUUAUGUCAAGUUCAACAAAGCAUGGCACAUGAAAGUUAAAGUUAAAUACUCAUCUACAGAAACUGAUGACGAUUAUGGGAAAGCAAAGAAAAAACAAACUUGAAUGUUUCUUCUGAUAGUGAGGAUUCAGAUCAUGGAUUUACUGUAAUGUCUAACAGUAAAACUUCUACUAGUAUGUCUAAUGUUUACAAGUUUUCUGAUGUAAAAUUUGAUGAUCAGUGUCUUCAAUAUAUGAAACCAACUUCAUCUAGACAAAUUAUGCCUACUGAGUCUUUGUCUGCUUCUACUUCUCUGACUGAAAACCAAUGUUAUACAAAUUUAACUCCAUCCACAUCAACAAAUAAUGCACAAAGGCAAUCUGUAAAACCAGAAAUGAUUUACUCUGAAGAACAAAUAUCAUCUGAACACUCUGUAGAACAUUCUGUACAUGCUAAAAAACUUUGUUGAACACGGUAGUUCAAGCUUUCAGAUUGUAGAUGUACUAAAUAGGUUGAAUAGAGAAAUGGUAGCUAACAGUUUUAUGUUGAAGUGUUUAUUGGCUAAAGUUGAUACUAUUGAAACAUAUAUCAAACAUCAAGAAAUUAAUUCCACAGGUACACAUACCAGAACUUUCCUAGAACCAGAAUUUUUUUCUCAAUUUCCUAUCAAAAACACUGAGGAAUUCUCAUCAUUAGAAAAUCGUAUUAGAAAUGAGUCUGGAUAUAUUCUCAAAUUGGAGAGUUAUAUUAAAUCAAUAGGAGGAAAAGACCAUAAAAAUAAUAUAAAUAGAAUAUUAGCAAAACUGUUUUCAAACCAAUUUGCUAUUCAAUGUUCUUGGACAGGCCGAGGAAAAAAUAUUAAUAUUAAAUUAGGAGAGUCUGCUACAAUUAAUGCAAUGAAAAACAGUUUGAAAGACAAUUUUUCCAAUGUUUUUACUGAGUCAGUCUUUGAAAAAGUAGUUGCUGAUUGGUUGCGUAAUUCCAAUACUCGGUUUGGUAGAAUGAAAUAAGCUAUUUUACCCAAAUUUUUAUUAUAUCAGUAUUUAUUUCAAGAAUAACCAAUGACUUAUUUUAAUUUAUUUAUUUAUCAC
Messenger RNA from Sipha flava (yellow sugarcane aphid), 1723 nucleotides. RefSeq lists its product as uncharacterized. Bases 1082 to 1642 code for a protein of 186 amino acids. The transcript has 7 exons. NCBI's taxonomy places the organism in Eukaryota, Metazoa, Arthropoda, Insecta, Hemiptera, Aphididae. The record is from RefSeq and is a predicted model, not a curated record.